AUCCGUUAGAAUUCGGCUGCCAUAGAGACGACUGUAACAGGAGUCAACAUUAGGCUAAGACCAGUGAACAUACAUGUAGCUAGCAAGAUUGCUAGGCCAUCUAGCUAUAUUCGUCUUAUCCAUUAUUUUACAGCAAACUCCUUCGCUGUGAUCACACCAUGUCUUACAGGGAUUUAAGAAACUUCACUGAGAUGACGCGGGCCCUUGGCUACCCACGCUUGAUCUCAAUGGAGAAUUUCCGCACUCCCAACUUCCCCCUCGUGGCAGAGAUCCUCAUCUGGCUGGUGAAGAGGUAUGAGCCUCAAAUGGACAUUCCAAGUGACAUAGAUACGGAGUCGGACCGUGUAUUCUUCAUCAAAGCUGUGGCCCAGUUCAUGGCCUCACAGGCCCACAUUAAGGUGAACACCAAGCGGCUGUACCAGGCGGAUGGUUACGCGGUGCGCGAGCUCCUCAAGAUGACGUCACUACUCUACGGUGCCAUGAAGACCAAUCAGAACUCUGCAGGGGAUCAGCAGCACGACGACAGCGCCAAGUUCAAGUUCGACCUCGGGGCAAAGAUUGCAGACUUGAAGGCUGCACGGCAGCUUGGCUCAGAGAUCACCGCCAAAGGCGCAGGCCUGUAUGACCUGCUGGGCAGAGAAGAGGACCUGAGAGAGAACAGAAUGCUGGCUAUCGCCCGGCCACUUGAGAUUAAUGACACAGAGAAAGCACUCAGGGCAGCCAUCAAAGACGUCAUGGAGAAUGUUCAGCGGACGAAGGAGCUGUUGAACAACGUGGCCUCGGAUGAGCAAAGUCUGGAUGUCAAAAUAGAGAAGAAGAAGCAGGAGCUCGAGAGAAACCAAAAACGCCUUCAAACACUACAGAGUGUACGGCCUGCCUUCAUGGAUGAGUAUGAGAAGAUCGAGGAGGAUCUGCAGAAGCAGUACGAGACGUACGUGGAGAAGUUCCGCAACCUCAGCUUCCUGGAGCAUCAGCUGGAGGACUACCACCGCCUGGAGCAGGAGCGCUUUGAGGAAACGGAAAAUGCCAUCCGGAUGAUGCAGACAAAACUGCGAGAGGAGGAGAGGAGACUAAUGAGGAGUGGAGCCCGUGAAGAGGAAUCUGACAUGGAAAUCCCAGAGGACGAAGGCUCAGACAGUGAAACAGAUGAGAACAGACCAUCCAAACCUCGGCCCAUACGACAAGCACCGCUAGCAGCCAGAGCAGGUACACGUGUCACUGGGACCAUGCAGGGAGGGGAGAACGAGGAAUCAGAGGACAGCGAGAUUGGUGUGGACGAUGACGAUGAUGACGACGAAGAAGAAGAAGACGACGACGAUGAAGAUGACGAGGAAGAGGAGGAGGAGGAAGGUGACGAGUUCGCGGGGGCAGAUCUUGACGAAGAUGUCAGCCUGGAGCCCAAAAGACCCACCAGGGGUGGAAUGAGACCGCCGGUACAGGAAGAGAGUGACAAUGACUUUUAGCCCCGCCCUCUCUUCCUCCCUCUGUCUGUCUCUCUUUCUUUCUCUUUCUUAGUCUACUCUAAUCCAGCCCACUGGACACGUGUAACAGGAGAACAAAUACAAAGACUUUACAAAGACCAUACAACUACACACAUUUCACUCCAACCUGGGAUCUAAAGGGCAUGACAUGCAGUACACACACACACACACCACACACACACACACACACACACACACACACACACACACACACAAAUACAAGGAAAUUAAGCUUGACACCUAUUGUCAGUGACUCGGUAUACACCCACACACUCUCAAAUUUAGGUUUAUAUUUAGUCAAAAGAGACCAAUGCCUUCUAACACAUACACACACACACACACACACACACACACACACACACGCCCAGCUUGUCUCAAACCUCUGCAACAGGAUGACUCACUCCUCUCCCAUGACAACAUUAUUCACACCACAACCUACCACGUCAAAAUAGUGCCUAAUUAGGCCACACCAACACAGGGUCAACAGUAAUGACACGCCGUGCUGCGCACACGCCCCCACAUAGACACGCGUCAGUGCAGUCCUUAACACCACACCCACAGCUCCACAGCACCGUAUGGGCUUCUGGUCCUGGUUCAGUCCAAAUGAGUGGCACUUGUGUUUUAUUCAAAGGAAGUGCUCUCUGUGUGUGUGUGUGUGUGUGUGUGUGUGUCUGUGUGUGUGUCUGUGUGUGUGUGUGCGCGCGUGUGUGAAGGGGAGUUUCUUAUACAGUCCGGUUGCCUCUCUGUUAUAUAAUAAUAGAACACUAAUAAAGAAGUUAUGUUUCUAA
Messenger RNA from Clupea harengus (Atlantic herring), 2269 nucleotides. It is a transcript of the gene ift38, whose product is annotated as intraflagellar transport 38. Lineage: Eukaryota; Metazoa; Chordata; Actinopteri; Clupeiformes; Clupeidae. The record is from RefSeq and is a predicted model, not a curated record. Gene Ontology annotation, cellular component: microtubule organizing center; intraciliary transport particle B; cilium. Gene Ontology annotation, biological process: cilium assembly.